Messenger RNA from Cadophora gregata, 2491 nucleotides. RefSeq names its product UTP-glucose-1-phosphate uridylyltransferase (gene UGP1). Gene Ontology annotation, biological process: glycogen metabolic process; UDP-alpha-D-glucose metabolic process. The record is from RefSeq and is a predicted model, not a curated record. The transcript is spliced from 4 exons. NCBI's taxonomy places the organism in Eukaryota, Fungi, Ascomycota, Leotiomycetes, Helotiales, Ploettnerulaceae. Gene Ontology annotation, molecular function: UTP:glucose-1-phosphate uridylyltransferase activity. Gene Ontology annotation, cellular component: cytoplasm. Bases 1067 to 2491 code for a protein of 474 amino acids.
AAAAGCUAGUCUAUCCUCCUCAUUUUCCAUCCCCUAUCCUCUAUCCUCAAUCAACAGAGAACACACACCAAUUCUUUAUAAUCUUACCUCCGACCUCUAUCAAACCCCGAUACGUUCACAUCCUUAGAAUGGCUGCCUUGAAGAAUGCCCUCCCAGGACAUCUGAAGUCCGCUCUUGGUGGCUCUAAUGGGGAAGCUGAGUUUGCCAAAAAGCAUCAUGGCAAGACUCAAUCGCAUAUGGUGAGUUGGUAUUUCCUUUCAUUGCUUAAGUGGAGCCGUAGAUUCACUGCAGACUUGGGAGACAACUGCAGACAUCAGGCCUGGCUCAAAGGUCAACUCCUGAGAAGUUGCUAGAGCUUCGAAGAUGGAACUCGUCGUCUAGCACGAUCUUUCAGGACCUCGAAUAUCACACAACUCUCCUCGAAAGAAUUGCUUCUGGAUCAAUGACACUAUCAUGGACGACAUUCCCCGUCUCCCAGAGCUCGACGUGGAUACGUGGAAGACAGGACACCAACAUUGUUUAUAUCUCCCAGGAAUCUGUAUCCACGCCUGUCCUGCAUUUCCUGGAAGCAACGAAGAUCUUCACUAUCAGCCCAUAGCUUUCGCACCAGGUACGACAAUUGUACCAUUGCCAGAGAUCAAGUUUUGGGAAACGCACCCAGCCUUGCGACCUACCAGAUCGGUAACCCUCCAAACAUCAAGAAUCGCCCCGCAAGUUCAGGAAGGCAUAUCUCCGCUCUCCUCCCUUCCAGCAGAAGUUUGGGAGAACAGCGCUUUCAGAAACAGCUUCAUGGAAGCGGCUUUGUCUGCUCAACCUGGACGUCCUCACCCUUCGUCUCCAAAUAUGCCAACCUACCAACGUCCCAAGUCUGCAGGUCCUGGGUUACUUUCUUUGGCAGCUUCUGCCAAUCCUCCACCUCAAAGCACUACUCGUGGAGUUUCUCCUGGAGACCACAAGUCUUUCAACGCUGCUGGUCCAGAAUCAUCCUUCCAAGGAUCUCCUGCUCUUGGCUUUGCUCUUCCUGAAGGCUUUCGAGAAUACUUCGACGUCAGUGGCUGCCAGUCAAAUGCGAAAUGCUCUCAACAACCUCGCAGAUACCGUUACCGAUCCCACAGAGAAGAAGCUUUUCGAGACGGAAAUGGAUAACUUCUUUGCGCUAUUCCGAAGAUACCUCAACGACAAGGCGAAAGGAAACACCUUGGAUUGGGACCGUAUUGCACCACCUGCCGAAAACCAGGUUGUUGACUACAAUGACCUUGCGAACUCCGAAUCUGUCGGCUUCUUGAGCAAGCUCGCUGUCCUCAAGCUCAACGGUGGUCUCGGAACGUCCAUGGGAUGUGUUGGACCAAAGUCUGUUAUCGAGGUCCGCGACGGCAUGUCCUUCCUCGACCUCUCAGUUCGACAAAUCGAGUAUCUUAACCGUACAUACGACGUCAAUGUUCCCUUCGUUCUCAUGAACUCGUUCAACACCGACGAUGAUACCCAGAACAUUAUCAAGAAAUACGAAGGGCACAACAUUGAUAUCUUGACCUUCAACCAAUCCCGAUACCCCAGAAUCUUGAAGGAUUCCCUCCUCCCUGCACCAAAGUCAUUCAACUCGCCAAUCUCUGAUUGGUACCCACCCGGACACGGUGAUGUCUUCGAGUCUCUGUACAAUUCUGGUAUCCUCGAUAAGCUCAUUGAGCGUGGUGUUGAGAUCCUCUUCCUUUCCAACGUCGACAACUUGGGCGCCGUUGUUGACUUGAGAAUUCUGCAACACAUGGUCAAGACUGAGGCCGAGUACAUUAUGGAGUUGACCGACAAGACCAAGGCAGAUGUCAAGGGUGGAACCAUCAUUGAUUACGAGGGGUCUGUUCGUCUUCUCGAGAUCGCUCAAGUUCCAAAGGAGCAUACCAACGAGUUCAAAUCCAUUAAGAAGUUCAAGUACUUCAACACGAACAACAUCUGGCUGAACUUGAAGGCCGUCAAGCGCAUCGUAGAAAACAACGAGCUCGAGAUGGAGAUUAUUCCCAACAACAAGUCAAUUCCAGCUGACAAGAAGGGCGAGUCUGAUGUCUCGAUUGUCCAGCUUGAGACCGCCGUUGGAGCUGCCAUUCGCCACUUCAAGAACGCACACGGUGUCAACGUUCCACGUAGACGCUUCUUGCCCGUCAAAACCUGCUCUGAUCUUAUGCUUGUCAAGUCGGAUCUGUACUCAUUGAAGCAUGGUCAACUCCAAAUUGAUCCAAACCGUUUCGGCCCAGCUCCUCUUAUCAAGCUCGGCAACGACUUCAAGAAGGUCUCAGACUUCCAGAAGCGCAUUGGCAGCAUCCCCAAGAUCAUUGAACUCGACCACUUGACCAUCACUGGAGCUGUCAACCUUGGCCGAGGCGUCACCCUGAAGGGUACCGUCAUCAUCGUAGCAACAGAAGGCAGCACAAUUGAUAUUCCUCCCGGAUCUAUCCUCGAGAACGUUGUCGUUCAAGGUUCACUGAGACUGUUGGAGCAUUAG